Molecule: messenger RNA, 1110 nt
Organism: Fraxinus pennsylvanica
Lineage: Eukaryota; Viridiplantae; Streptophyta; Magnoliopsida; Lamiales; Oleaceae
Source: the annotation of a GenBank genome assembly
AUGGAAGAAGAAAUAACGCAAACUAAGGUGUCAGUUCCCCUCUUGACUCCAUGCAACAUGGGAAAUUUUAAUCUUUCGCACAGGAUAGUUUUGGCACCUAUGACAAGAACGAGGUCAUACAAUUUUAUUGCACAACCGCAGGGAAUUCUUUACUAUUCUCAGAGAACAACAAAGGGUGGAUUCUUGAUCAGUGAAGCCUCUGGAAUUUCUGAAACAGCUCAAGGAUAUCCACAUACUCCAGGCAUUUGGACAACAGAACAAAUAGAAGCAUGGAAGCCAAUUGUAAAAGCAGUUCAUGAGAAAGGGGGUAUUUUCUUCUGCCAACUUUGGCAUGCUGGCAGAGUUUCAAAUCAUAGUUUUCAGCCUAAUGGUGAUCCUCCAAUUUCUUGUACUGACAAAGCCAUCCGAGUCGAGCACAACAAAGCAAAGUUUUCACCCCCACGUCGAUUAACAGUCGAGGAAACAUCCCAGGUCGUCAGUGAUUUUAGAGUAGCAGCCAAAAAUGCGGUUGAAGCAGGUUUUGACGGGGUAGAGAUUCAUGGAGCAAACGGUUACCUGAUCGACCAAUUCAUGAAAGACCAAGUGAAUGACAGAACAGACGAAUAUGGAGGGAGCAUAGAAAAUCGUUGUCGAUUUCCAUUAGAGAUAGUAAGAGCAGUAGCAGAAGAAAUUGGAGCUCAUAGAGUUGGAAUUAGGCUCUCACCUUAUGCCAAUUACAAAGACAGUGGAGAUUCAAACCCUGAUGCCCUUGGCCUCUAUAUGGCCGAGGCAUUGAACAAAUACAGCAUACUGUACUGUCAUGUCAUUGAACCAAGAAUGAUCACACAAUAUGACAAGCAGGAAACUAAAAGCUCCCUUCUGCCUAUGAGAAAAGCUUUCGCAGGUGCUUUUAUUGUUGCAGGGGGAUACAACAGGGACGACGGAAAUGAAGUGAUAGGCAGCGGUGGUGCUGAUCUCGUUGCAUUCGGGCGCCUGUUCUUGGCUAACCCGGAUUUGCCAAGAAGAUUUGAGCUUAAUUCAGUACUCAAUAAGUAUGAUAGAAGUACGUUCUACACGCACGAUCCUGUCAUUGGCUACACAGACUACCCAUUCCUUGAAGACAAAUCCUAG